Molecule: messenger RNA, 2726 nt
Organism: Myripristis murdjan (pinecone soldierfish)
Lineage: Eukaryota; Metazoa; Chordata; Actinopteri; Holocentriformes; Holocentridae
Gene: slc4a1b
Product: solute carrier family 4 member 1b (Diego blood group)
Exons: 18
Coding region: 8-2671 (887 amino acids)
Biological process (GO): transmembrane transport; regulation of intracellular pH; monoatomic anion transport
Cellular component (GO): plasma membrane; basolateral plasma membrane
Molecular function (GO): solute:inorganic anion antiporter activity; monoatomic anion transmembrane transporter activity; bicarbonate transmembrane transporter activity
Source: RefSeq, a predicted model, not a curated record
UAAAGUCAUGCUUUUUUGCCACUGUGGGGUCAGUCACUUGUCACUGCUGUCAGCUUGGCUUGUGUCUGCUCCAGCUGCCUGGAACAUCAACACCAACGCCAACCCCAGGGGAGAGUGUCAGGCAUACGUGGAGCUGAACGAGCUGAUGAAGGACCAAAACCAGCAGGCCUACUGGCAGGAGACUGGCCGAUGGGUGGGCUACGAGGAGAGCUACGACCCUCAGGCCGGAUCCUGGGGGUCCUCGCACAUCUCCUACCUCACCUUCAAGAGUCUCAUCCAGCUCCGACGCACCAUGAAUACAGGUGUGGUGAUUUUUGACUGUGAGGAUCGGACCCUGGAGAGCAUCGCCGGGAAGAUAGUUGAUGAGAUGGUUAAGAAGAAGGAGAUAAGGCCCGGAGAUCGGGAAGGGGUGCUAAAAUCUCUGCUCCAGAACCGCAGCCAAUCAACUGACCCAGAGAGCCAAGCCCUGACCGAUGGGACAGAGAUGCAGAGGUUUUCAGUGAAAGAGCGGAGAGAAGCAUCUGACAGUGUUGAGGCGUCCAUGGUUCUAGUAGGAGCCCUGGACUUCCUGGAGAGACCCACAGUUGCGUUUGUGCGCCUGAAGGAGGCAGUAGUGUUGGAGUCUGCCUUGGAGGCCCCGGUACCUGUACGCUUUGUCUUUGUUCUAGUAGGCCCUGGAAAAACGGACAUGGACUACCAUGAGACUGGCCGUGCUAUGGCAGCCCUCAUGGCUGAUAAAGUAUUCAACCAGGCAGCAUUCCAGGCACAGAGUGCCCGCGGACUGACGGAUGCUGUGGCCGACUUCAUGGAUUGCAGCAUUGUCAUCCCACCCACCGAGAUCCAGAACGAGGCGAUGCUCUCCUCAAUCAUUAACUUUCAGAAGAAGUUGCUGCGGGACAGGCUGCGGCCCACUGAACCCACGCUGUGUCUCGAUGCCAAGCCUCGCAGGCCUUCCAAAGCUUCUGGGUCUCUACCUGAGGAUCCUCUGGCCCGCACGGGUCGGCCAUUCGGUGGUAUGAUUCGAGACAUAAAGAGACGCUACCAGCACUACAAGAGUGACAUCACAGAUGCUCUCAAUGCCCAGGUCCUUGCUGCCAUCAUCUUCAUCUACUUCGCUGCCCUGUCUCCUGCUAUCACCUUUGGCGGACUGCUGGCUGAUAAGGUGGAAAAUAUGAUGGGUGUGUCUGAGCUCCUCAUCUCCACCAGCAUCCAGGGGAUCAUCUUCUGCUUUGUCGCCGCUCAGCCCGUCCUGGUCAUCGGCUUCUCUGGUCCUCUACUAGUGUUUGAAGAGGCCUUCUUUGCUUUCUGCAAGUCCCAAGGAAUUGAAUAUAUCGUUGGGAGAGUGUGGGUUGGCGUGUGGCUCGUCAUCAUUGUGGUGAUCAUUGUGGCCUGUGAGGGCAGCUUCCUGGUGCGAUUCAUCUCCCGCUUCACCCAGGAGAUCUUCUCCAUCCUCAUCUCCCUCAUCUUCAUCUACGAAACGUUUGCCAAACUGGGGAGGAUCUUCAAGGCUCAUCCGCUGGUUCUGAAUUACAACCACCUGAAUGCAUCAGUAGAAAAUCCCUGGCAUCCAGUGGUGAUCGAGGAGCACUUCUAUGACAACACCACUGGUAACACGACUGUUGUCAAAACCACUGUCAAACAGCCUUACCCCAACACUGCCCUACUCUCCAUGUGCCUCAUGUUGGGCUGUUUCUUUAUUGCCUACUUCCUGCGCCAGUUCAAGAAUGGAACCUUUCUCCCUGGAAAGGUCAGGCGAUUGAUUGGUGACUUUGGGGUGCCCAUUGCCAUUUUCCUCAUGGUUGUUGUGGACAUCAACAUUGACGAUACCUACACUCAGAAACUGGUGGUCCCCAAAGGCCUUAUGGUGUCUAACCCAGCAAAAAGAGGCUGGCUUAUCAACCCCUUUGGAGAGCACAAGCCUUUCCCUGUGUGGGUGAUGUUUGCAUGCUGUGUACCAGCCUUGCUUGUCUUCAUUCUGAUCUUUCUGGAGUCACAGAUCACCACUCUGAUUGUGAGUAAACCUGAGAGGAAGAUGGUCAAGGGCUCCGGGUUCCACUUUGACCUGCUUGUUCUGGUGGGCAUGGGAGGAAUGAGUGCUAUAUUUGGUGUGCCGUGGCUCAGUGCUGCCACCGUGCGUUCUGUCACUCAUGCCAAUGCCCUUACAGUCAUGAGCAAAGGACCAAAGCCUGUGAUCGAGAAGGUGAUGGAGCAGAGGAUCAGUGGCAUUGUGGUGGCCCUGCUGGUUGGGUUAUCUAUUCUGAUGGAGCCAAUCCUAAAGAUGAUUCCCAUGGCUGCCCUGUUUGGGAUAUUCCUCUACAUGGGGAUUACUUCCCUCAAUGGCAUCCAGUUGUGGGAUCGCAUGCUGCUGCUCCUCAUUCCUAAGAAGUACCACCCCGAUGAACCCUACGCCACCAGGGUCAGCACCGGCAGAAUGCACUUGUUCACGGCCAUCCAGAUCGUGUGUCUUGCAGUACUGUGGAUUAUAAAGUCCAGUCCAGCGUCCCUGGCACUUCCCUUCAUUCUCAUCCUCACCAUCCCCCUCCGCAUGUGUAUGACCGGCCGCCUCUUCACUGAACUGGAAAUGAAAUGUUUGGAUGCAGAUGACGCUAAAGUGACAUUUGAGGAGGAGCCCGGGCAGGACGUAUACUAUGAAUCUCAGAUGCCAUUGUAGACAACCCCCAUCAUGCCUUAACUAUAAUGAAGAGACUUUUAUUUAUAAUCGGCUC